AUGGCCGCGUUCGGCGGCGAUGAGAUCAACGCCGUCGUCGUAGAUGUCGGGAGCUGGAACGUGAAGGCAGGAUAUGCCGGAGAGGAUGUCCCGAAGGCUGUUUUCCCAGGGGCCGUCGGCGUCCUCGAGGGCGACGGCGACGUCGAGAUGGCCGACGAGAACGCCGCGGCCCGCUCGGGCGGCGUCACGCGGCACGCCAAGGGCGGCAAAACGUACUUGUCCGGCGACAACGGUGCCAUGUUUGCGCGGCCCGCCAUGGACGUGCGGACGCCGUUCGGCCCGGACGGAUCGAUCGAGGACUGGGACGCCCUCGAGGCCAUCUACCGCCACAUCUUCGCCGACAAGCUCGCGGUCGGCGCGAAGGACGCGCCGGUGAUGAUCGCGGAGCCGUCGGACCUGCCGGCUGCGUCCAGACAGAAGCUCGUCGAAAUCAUGUUUGAGACUUUCCAAGUGCCGGCGGUGUUCCUGUCCAAGAACCACACGCUCUCGAUGUUCGCGACCGCGAAGUCGUCCGCGCUGGUCGUCGACGUCGGCCACCAGCACGCCGUCUGCGCGGCCGUGCACGACGGGUAUGUUUUGCAGAAGACCAUCGUGCGCAACCCCGUGGCGGGCGCGCUGCUGUCCGAGCUGGCGCACAAGGUGGUCACGUCCGCGACGGGGAACGAGGUGCGGCCGCGGUACACCUUCACGCGGAAGCAGGGGGCCUCGGGGGACUGGACCGUGGAGGACGCCGACACUACUGGCAUCACCAAGAGCUUCCACGCCUACCACACGGCGCGUGUGUGCGGCGACAUCAAGGAGGCCGUCUGCAAGCUCUCCGAGAGCAAGUUCACCGCGGACGAGCUCGCCUCGCACGGCAGCGUCAAGUACGAGCUCCCCGACGGCCAGACCAUCGAGAUCGACGGGCAGCGUUUCGCGGUUCCGGAGGUGCUGUUCGACCCCUCCCUCGCCAAGUGCGUCGAGGGCGGGGAGGCCGAGCUCUCGCGGCUCCUGGGCCCCGGGCGCGCGGCGCAGGGCCUCGCGGCGUCCGUGAAGGAGUGCAUCGACCGCUGCGACGUGGACAUCAUGCGCGACAUGUGGGGCAGCGUCACGGUGUGCGGCGGGACAUCGCUGUUCACGUCCAUGCGCGACCGCCUCGAAACGCAGCUCACCGAGACCGCCCCCGUCAACAUGGUCACCAGCAAGGUCCGCGUGCACUGCCCCGCGAACGACGUCGAACGCAUCUACUCCACGUGGAUCGGCGGCUCGAUUCUCUCCAGCCUGGGUUCGUUCCAGCAGAUGUGGAUGUCGAAGCAGGAGUACGAAGAGCAUGGGUCGGGGCUCAUCCAACGCAAGGCGCCGUGA
Molecule: messenger RNA, 1344 nt
Organism: Pedinophyceae sp. YPF-701
Lineage: Eukaryota; Viridiplantae; Chlorophyta; Pedinophyceae
Source: the annotation of a GenBank genome assembly